AUGGCGACGCCACCGACCAACGGCUCCGCGGCCAAAUCCUUCGACAUCAUCAUCGUGGGCGGCGGCUUUGGCGGGUGCUAUCUGCUUCACCGGCUGCGGAAGCUGGGCUUCUCGAUCCGGCUGAUCGAGGCCGGGUCCUCGCUCGGAGGCGUGUGGCACUGGAACCGGUACCCGGGGGCGCGGGUGGACUCGGAGAUCCCCUACUACCAGUACACGCUACGCGAGGUGUGGCGGGACUUCACCUGGUCGCAGCGCUUUCCAUCCCACGACGAGCUCAAGAGCUACUUCGCCCACGUUGACCGCGCCCUCGACCUCUCCCGCGACGUCCAGUACUCCACCGCCGUCACGGGCGCCCAGUGGGACCCCAAGGCCGGUCGAUGGACCGUCCAGACCAACAAUGGCUACGAGGUCACCUGCCGGUUCCUCCUCCCCGCCACGGGCUCUUCGUAUAAGCGCCACGAGCCCGACUUUCUCGGCAUGCGCACCGCCUUCAGGGGAGUCGUCGCGCACGCCGCCGCCUGGCCAGAGGGCGGGAUCGACUACACCAGCAAGAAGGUGGCGAUUAUCGGGGCCGGGGCGACGGGCCUACAGGUGGUGCAGGAGAUGUCCAAGACGGCCGGGCAGACGAUGGUGUACAUCCGGCAGCCCAACAUCGCCCUCCCCAUGGGCCAGCGCGAGCUGACGCCGCUGGAGCAGCGGGCGCAGAAGGCCGUGUACGGCGGGCUGUUCAAAUUGGCCAAGGCGGCGGGGUCUGGGAUCGCGGGUGACGUGCAGUCCAAGACGUUCGGCGAGAUGACAACUGAGGAGCGGGAGGAGAUGUGCGAGGAGUUGUGGGGCCGGGGCGGGUUCGGGUUCCAGUCAGCCAACGUGGCCGACUUCCUCGUCAACGACGAGGCCAACCGGGCGCUCUACGACUUCUGGGCGCGCAAGACACGGGCGCGCAUCUCCGACCCGGCCAAGCGGGACAUCGUUGCCCCGCUCGAGCGGCCGUACCCCUUCGCCACCAAGCGCAGCAGCCUCGAGCAGGACUACUACGAGUGCAUCGACAGGGUCAACGUCGAGGUCGUCAGCCUCAAGAAGACCCCCAUCCGCGAGUUCUUCGGCAAAGGGAUUGCGACCGAGGACGGCACCGAGAGGGAGCACGACAUCGUCGUGCUCGCGACGGGCUACGAUAACAUGACAGGCAGUCUGACAAGCAUGGACCUCAGGGGAACCGACGGGAUCGACCUUAAGGAGAGAGAAAUGUUCAAAGCCCCUACCGCCUUUAGCAACGCCCCUAUGUUUAUCGAGUCUCAGGCCGACCUCAUCAUCGAAUUCCUAGCUCGGCUCCGUAAUGACGGUGUCUCCAUCGUUGAGCCAACAGCUGAGGCACAGGAGGGCUGGGCGAAGGUUAUCCAGGACAUCAGCGAUAUGACCCUGUUCCGCCAGGUCAAGGACUCGUGGUACGUUGGCGGCAAUAUCCCUGGCAAGAAGCGAGAGCAACUUAACUACCUUGGCGGCAUGGACCGCUACGCUGAAGUUGUCUCCAACGCUUUCAAGAACUACUCCAAUUUUAGGCUCUCUGCUAAGAAAUCCUGCCAAAAGAAGCAUUGUUAUGAUGCCUACCUGUGA
Messenger RNA from Phialemonium atrogriseum, 1611 nucleotides. RefSeq names its product Baeyer-Villiger monooxygenase 4. The record is from RefSeq and is a predicted model, not a curated record. NCBI's taxonomy places the organism in Eukaryota, Fungi, Ascomycota, Sordariomycetes, Cephalothecales, Cephalothecaceae. The transcript is spliced from 4 exons. Gene Ontology annotation, molecular function: oxidoreductase activity. The coding region runs from base 1 to 1611 and encodes 536 amino acids.